Molecule: messenger RNA, 933 nt
Organism: Silurus meridionalis
Lineage: Eukaryota; Metazoa; Chordata; Actinopteri; Siluriformes; Siluridae
Gene: gins4
Product: GINS complex subunit 4 (Sld5 homolog)
Exons: 7
Coding region: 127-804 (225 amino acids)
Biological process (GO): double-strand break repair via break-induced replication; DNA-templated DNA replication
Cellular component (GO): GINS complex
Source: RefSeq, a predicted model, not a curated record
UAAACCACGCCCACGUGAUAUGGCGCGAAUUUUUUUUUUUUCCCCCUUCCAGGAAGACGGUGUCGCUCACAUUAGCUUCUCUGUCCCUCGUCUUUAACCGUUAAUCCUACAUAUAUUAUUCACAUUAUGGCGGACGCGCUGUCGGAGGCGAGCGACCUGAGCGGAGGAGAGGAGAGCCAGGACGAGGAUGUGCUGACCCCGCCCGAACUCAUAGCCAGGCUGGAGGAGGCCUGGCUUAAUGAGAAGUUCUCCCCUGAGCUGCUGGAGAACAAAUCGGAGCUGGUGGAGUGUGUGAUGGAGCAACUUACACACAUGGAGGAGAACCUGCAGCGUGUGAAGAAGGGUGACCUGAAGGCCAGCAUCCACCGCAUGGAGAUCGACCGCAUCCGCUUCGUCCUCAGCAGCUUCCUCCGCUCCCGACUGCAGAAGAUCGAGAAGUUUUUCCCUCACGUGUUGGAGAAGGAGAAGUCACGAGCCGACGGCGAUCCCUCGUUCCUCUCCCCCGAGGAGUUCGCCUUCGCCAAAGAGUAUCUAGCGAACACAGAGGUGUACCUGAAGGCCGUAGCGCUCAGACACAUGCCUCCGAACCUGCAGAGCGUCGACAUGCUUAAAGCAGUUCCAGAGCCGUGUCUGGACUCCUUUGUGUUCCUGCGUGUGAAGGAGAGACAGGAGAACAUCCUUGUGGAGCCUGAGACUGACGACCAGAGGGACUAUGUGGUGGACCUGGAAGAAGGUUCACAGCACUUGAUGCGUUAUCGCACUAUAGCGCCCCUAGUGUCGAGCGGUGCAGUGCAGCUGAUCUAACACUAAUAAUAAAUAAUAAUAAUAAUAAUGUACACUGUAUUUUAUCUUUCAUAUAUAUUUAUAUUGUAUUGCACUUAUUAAGGAAUCUGUUUGUGUCUGUGUUUUGUAAACUAAAGUGCUUUUCUGUCA